Macadamia integrifolia is the source of this 1881-nucleotide messenger RNA. RefSeq names its product probable protein phosphatase 2C 73. Gene Ontology annotation, biological process: protein dephosphorylation. The record is from RefSeq and is a predicted model, not a curated record. Bases 239 to 1603 code for a protein of 454 amino acids. NCBI's taxonomy places the organism in Eukaryota, Viridiplantae, Streptophyta, Magnoliopsida, Proteales, Proteaceae. The transcript is spliced from 5 exons. Gene Ontology annotation, molecular function: protein serine/threonine phosphatase activity.
AGGGUUGUUCUAAUCACCCCUCCUCCUCUUUUUCUUCUUCAUCUUCUUAGUUCCAACCCUGCCAUUGUCUUCAAUUCUCCUUCUUUGCUUUUGAGGAGCUUUCUGGGCCCCCAGAAAUACUGGCUUUUUGCAGGAAUUCUGGUGGGUUUUGAUCGGAGGCUUUGUUGUCUCUGAUUUUACCAGAAGCUCUUUAAGGGUUUUAUUAGGAAUUUUGGAAACUAUUAAAAAAAAAAAAAAUAUGGGGGCUUGUUGCAGUACGAAGAAGGAAAAAAAGGAAGGACUUAUGGAUGAUGAAGAAGAAAGAGAAAAUUUUAAUCUUGAAGAGGAAAAUGAUACACUUGAAGGAGAUCAUGGGUCUCGUGUCAGGUUACGAGGUCCUUCUCAAUACACAUCCAUGUUCACUGAAAGAGGAAGAAAAGGGGUUAAUCAAGACACCAUGACCAUAUGGGAGGGAUUCGGUGGUGAGGAAGGUCAGGUCUUCUGUGGUGUGUUUGAUGGGCAUGGUCCUUCGGGUCAUAAGGUUGCACUCCAAAUACGGGAUAUUUUACCGGCGAAGCUAUCUUUGGAAUUGAAUCAAUCUAACCAAAAUGGUGGGGAUCAAGCAUCAAUUCCUUCACCUAAUAAUGAUAUUUAUAAUGCUGAAACUGAUUACAUUGUUGAUACCGUUAACAAAGAUGAUGCUUUCCAUCAUACCUUUUCUUUAUGGAAGGCCGGUUUUCUUAAGGCCUUCCAAGAUACCGAUAAAGAACUCAGCUUGGAUUCCAACAUUGAUUCCUUCUACAGUGGCACCACUGCUGUUACCAUCCUUAGACAGGGGGAACACUUGAUGAUAGCCAAUUUGGGGGAUUCUCGUGCGGUUCUUUGCUCAAGAGACAACAGAAACCAUCCCUUUCCUGUCCAACUUUCAGUGGACUUAAAACCAAGUAUUCCAAGUGAAGCUGAAAGGAUUAGGAGCCGAAAAGGAAGAGUUAUGGCCAUGGAAAAAGAACCAAACGUGAGUAGAGUGUGGAUGCCGGAGGAAAAUUGUCCAGGCCUAGCAAUGGCGAGGGCUUUCGGGGAUUUCUGCCUGAAAGACUAUGGACUCAUUUCUGUCCCACAAGUUUCUUAUAAGAAACUAACAAGCAGAGAUGAAUUUGUGGUCCUAGCAACUGAUGGGGUAUGGGAUGUGCUAUCAAACAGAGAAGUUGUAAAGAUUGUUGCCUCAGCCUCAGCUAAGAAACGUUCCAUUGCAGCAAAAGUGUUAGUGGAUCAUGCUAUUCAUGCCUGGAGAACCAAAUACCCUAAAUCCAGAAUUGAUGAUUGUGCAGUAAUUUGCCUAUUCCUGAAGCCUCAAUCUUCAACUUCUAAUUUCAGCCAAGAUGUUGUCAAGGAAGGCGUGACUCCACGGGCACUUACGCAAUCUCGAACAGUUAAAACAACAGAUCAAAGUUGCGGAUUCUCUGAAGUUUCUGAACCAGGAAUGUCACCUGCAUCCACAAAUUGGAGUGCUGUUGAAGGCUUCAGUAGCCUCAUUACUGCAGUAAAUCUUCCUAGAUCAGCUAGUGAUGCUAUGACUGGGAGGAAGAUCCUAUCUAUGGAAGAGGAGGCAGAGAAACCCAAAUAGAGUUAUUCUCUUUCAUCUUUUCAUCUUUUCAUCUUUCAUCUUUCAUCUUUCAUCUUUCAUCUUUCAUCUUUCAUCUUUCGCCGAAAUUAUGUAGGAAACCCACAUCAGGUUUUUGAGAUAUUGCCAUUCUUGUUCAUCUUUCUUCAAAGGGAAUAUUAUUCCAAUAGAGUAGUAUUUCACACAGCAAAAGGUGGUCUCCUCACCCUAUUUUUGCCAUGUGGUGACGUGAUGUGGUGUUUCCUUCCAUCUAUUGGAUAGAUUGAUAUUCAUUCCUUAUA